UUCGCUAUAACUGGUGGGUUUGGCGGUGGAGGGGGGAACGGCACAUUGAUGUCACGUGACGGAUUCAACCAAAAACGAACGUUGUUUGUGAAAGGGAAGAAUGAAAAACUAGAUACUCUCUGACUAGAAGUUUCGAAGGUCAACGUUGAAAGUACGCAUUCGUAUCUCAAAGUUUCUUUAGUUUGGUUGUUCAUUUUAUUUCUUAUACUUUGAGAAGAUAUUCAUCUACUUGUGAUAUUUGCUUCAAUAUAUUUUUCGGAAAAAACAGGUAUGACUCGCAUUGGAAGAAGGCUUAUAGAGGAUUUUCUCUUACCAGCAUUAGAUGAUGGACGCUACGGAGAAUUGUUGAAAUGGAUCGAUAAAGAUAAUUGCUAUUUCAGUAUUCGAUGGAGCCAUAAAAAUGCAGCUAAAUGGUCACUUGAUGAUACUGCUGUUUUUCAGGAUUGGGAUAAACUCAAAGGUCAUUACCACCCAGAAGUGAAAGGAUAUUACAUGCAAGCAAAACAGCGUUUUAGAGCAGCUCUUUAUAAGCUUAACUCUGUUAGAAGAUUGCCAUGUGAUGAUAAACAUGUAAAGAAAUAUCAAUUAAUCUUAGAUCCUGAAAAAAGAAGGGCAGAAUACUUAAAUAAAACAAAAGGCUUGUAUGCCAGAAAAGCUGCAGAGAACAAUAACAGAGUAUCUGUCAUAACUAAGCACUCUUCCUUCGAAGGAAAACAGGAACCAAUAUAUUAUGCUCCACCUGUUUCUCCUCCGUCCCCAACCAGCUCAGAUCGAAGCGACAGUUCAGACUCCGAGCUUGCCAAAUGCAUACACGACUUCAAAGAGGGUCAAAAGAAUCACAAUCAGAUGUUGCUCAACAUGAGUUCUAAUUCUAUCCGGUUUUCACCUAAAAAGGAAAGUCCUUUGAGGGAAGUCAACGAUGAUUCCAUACGAGGAAUUGUGAGUCCUCAAAGGAUGCCCCAUCUUCCAAUACAGCCUGUACCGGUCUACAAUUUUGCACCUUCAAAACGUUUUGAAAGCCCUCAUCUACUACUAGUCAAAACUUACAAUGAAUUUGAUAAUAGCCAUGCUAUAAAGGCAGAAUAUGAUUAUGAAGAAGUUGUGAGUGAUUCAUCUGAUUAUGUUCUCAACUUAUCUGUAAAAUCUGAUGAUAGUGAUGUUCUCUCAAGGUGACGAGAACCGAAACUUUGUUUGCAUCCAUUUUUUAUUCAUAAUCAUUGUUGAAGCAGGAAUAUAACUAUUUUAUGAGCUUUCAGUCUUGGAGAGAAUGUAUUAAAACUUGAACUACAAAAUAAAACUUAAAACUUUUUGAAUUUAGUUGCUCAAACAAUUCAGGGAAUAUCAAAGAAGAUUGUUGUUACUGGUUACCAAAGAUUUAUUGUGACAACAAUUGUUAUAAUGUGCCAGUUCAUUUCAUAUUGCUUUUACAUUUUUUAGUAUUUUUAUUAGAACAUCAUUGUUGAAAUGUGAAGUUAUGUUCUUAAAACCAGAAAUGACUUUAAAGUCCCAAAGGUGUUUCUUUUUUUUAUGUUAUUAACAAUUUGUACAAUAAAAAUGUGAUCCUGCCAGUCUUGUGGAAAAAUUUUAAUGACUUUUAGAAAUUUGUUACUGUUUUUCUUAAGAUUGCCUUACAAAAGUAUAUAAAAAGUGCCUUGUUCUGAUACAAACUGAAUUAUCACUUGUUUUUAAUUUUGAAAAUAUACAAAUUACUUUUAAAUACUGCCUUUGCACCUUCAAUCAAUCGUUAAUUGAUUAGUAUAACUAUUUUUGCAUUUUUUUAAAACUGUUUGAAAAUGAGAGCAAUAAAUCAUUCUUAAAUACAGUGAUCUCAAUGUUGUAAAUGCCAUUUAAUUGCAGUGAUACUUAAAAGAAUGCGAUGGCAAAAAUCCAAUACAAAGUAAUAUUUUAUAUCAUAUUUACCCUAAAGAAAUAUAUGGUUAAGAAAAUUAUGGUAAUUUUAUGUUGGUUAGAAAUAUGUCUCUCCCAAUGUAGCCAUAUAUUUAUCUUUUAUAAGUUUUAAUUAGAAAAAAAUUGGUAUUUCUGGCCCAUAUUAAGAAUUAUUUUGUUACAAAUUUUAUAUUUUAAAUAAUUUUUAUGUGCAUUUUAAGGAAGAACAAAGUGACAGUGUAAAAAUUAUAAGAAACUUAAAAGCUUUCAUGGAAAUUUUUGUUUUGCUAAAUCUAUUCCUAAAUAGAAGUGAUAAUCUGUUUCUGUUCACCAUAUAUUGUUUCAUUAAAUUUUUAUUCAAUAGUUGUAAAAAAUUUGCAUAAAUGGUUCCUGUUUAGCCAAAUAUUAAGCUGUACAUAGAUAAACAAUUUUUUAAAAACAGUGGGAAUUUGAUGCAGUUUGUUUGAUCAUGAUGUUAUUUGGUAAUUGAGAAAAAUUUACAUGUGUUAGAUAAUUUACUAAUCAGCAAAAUAUUAUGUUAUACAUUUACAAACAAUAUAAUGGAAUAAAUGAGAAUUUAAGAAAUUUAAAAAUUCAUUUAUGAUUAGGUAGAUUAUAACCUAAUCCUAAUAAAAUCUGUAUUUACUCUUAAUAUUUCUUAAAUUGAUACAAUUAUGUAUAAUUAAAAAAUUUAUUAGUUAUGACUACCGUGUCUUCCAAUGUGUAAAAUUGUUGAUUUUUUACAUUGUUAUGUGAUACGUUCAAAAUUUUAUAUUAAAUAUAUGUAUCUUAAUAAAAAUUUGUACAGGUUUUCAAAUAUCUGUUUUUUGGAAAGUGACGCAAGAAUAUUGUAAAUGUUUCAUUUUAUUAGAUAUAAAUAAGAUAUCUUGAUUACAAUUCGAUAAGUACUUAUAUUAUUCGACUAUAAAAAAAGGUGGAAAAACUCUUACAUAUAUUUUCUAUGGAAGAGCUGCGACCAGCUAAUGUUACUAUUGUUUAUUGGCAAUAAUUCGUCACUACCAUUUAUUUAAAAUGUAGAAGUAGUAGUAAUGAUUGUGGUCAAUUUACGUGGUUUACUUUUUUUAUAGCCCCUACACAGUGUCCUUGAAUUGACAUGUUUUCAAUUUUAUUAAUGUAUUCACUAAUACUUUAUAGUACUUGUUGAAGAUGCUCUAGUUUUACAACCAGCCAAAAUAUACCUGCUUUUAUAGGUGGUAAAAAUGAAAGAAUUUAUUGAUCAAUAUUUUGAUACGAAACUGUUAAUAUUCUCUGAAUCAUUAGUUGUUAACAAAUUAUAUAAAAUUUAUGUAUAUAAAUAUAAAAAGUGUUAAUUAAUAUUAAUUGUUCUGGGUUUAAAUUUUUUUUUACCGAUUUUGUCUUUUGUUUCUUAUUAUAAAGCGGCAAAUUAUAUAAAAAUCCUUAAGUGCCGCAUACCAAUAGUUUUUUUUCCUGAACCUUGAUUUAGCUUUGUUUUCUAGUUUAGCUUUCAAAUUUUUAUAUGUAUUUCCUAAAUAAAUAAAAGUAAUUGUAGUUAAAUAAAUAAAUGCUAAAUUUUUGAACUAAAGAUGCUUUUUAUGUUUAAAAAGCUUUUGUUUAUAUACAUAUUCUUUGAAGAUAUAUAUUUGUAUUAAAUUUUUUACUGACCUAUUGACUAUUUUAAUAGAAAUAUUUUCCUUUUAAAACAUUGAACCGUGUUUGCAGUCUUAAAAAAUGUUCUAUUAGUUGCAAUUUGCUAAUUUUUUUUCUUCUUUUUAUUGCAAUAAUUGAUUGAAUGUAGUGUGAUAGUCUGCUUCUUAUCUUAACAUUUUUCUAUAUUUUACCCUUAAUAACAGUGUUCAUUAUCUUCUUUAAUCAACUGUAGUUUCAUCAAAAUACGUUUCGAUUGGUUGAAACAAGUUGCGCAUUUAUUGUUGAUCAUUCUAUUUUUGUUACAAUAUUUUGUACAAACCUAAUUAUUUGAGAUAUGAUCAUUUUUCACUUAUUACCCAAAUUUCACGAUGCUGUGAUUAUUAGAAAUUUAUAAAAGACAUUUCUGACUGAUUGCUCGUUAAUGAUUUCUAAUCCUUUUGUGACCUGUUAAAUUGCUGCAUUAGUGAGCAAAUGUGUCUUUUUAUAUUAGUGUGAUGUCCUAAUCAUGAUUUCUGCUUGUAUGAGUGCCUUAUAUAUAAAAAAAACAUGUUUUAAAACAGUGAUUUAUACUUCGCACUUUGAAAUGAAUUUUUGUAUAUGAGAUAUUAGUAAUUGUGCGAUUCUAUCGAAGUUUAGCCUGUUGUUUGAAUGUUGUAACUUCUCAAAUGUAUGAUGCAUAUAUUUUUUUCUGUUACUAUUGUUCUGAUUUGAUUAAAAAAUGUUAUAAAUGUUG
This is a messenger RNA of Parasteatoda tepidariorum (common house spider), 4249 nucleotides long. RefSeq lists its product as uncharacterized. Lineage: Eukaryota; Metazoa; Arthropoda; Arachnida; Araneae; Theridiidae. Gene Ontology annotation, molecular function: transcription cis-regulatory region binding. The record is from RefSeq and is a predicted model, not a curated record.